AUGCGAGGCGGCCAAUUUAUGGAUUACAUUUUGGAAUUAAUUCUGAAAAAUGAAGACCAGCAGCUGGAUAAGAUUUUAAGCGAACAAGCGACAAAGAGAGGCUCGAAUCCUUUGGAAUUAACAAUGAAAAACUUUGAAGAAAUGUUUGUGUUUGCGUCGUUCGCAAGAUCUGUGCGCUGCUUGACAGUUUUGACAAAAUAUGGUGAGUAAACUUGUAAAUCACCUCUUCCCAAGAAAAAAAGAGAACUUUGUGAUUAAUUACUAGUUAUAGUUUCUUAUUUAGAUUUUUCAAAUAUACGGCGAGGUAAACUAAUCAAUUAAAAUAAUCAGAUUUCGAUUUUAAAAUAAAAAUCAAAAUUUCCCUUCUCUUAUUUUAAAAACUAUUGUCUUCAAUUUCAAUCUUUUUUUUAAUUUUCUUCUGAUGGCCUCAGUUUUAGAAUUAUAAGUUUCAUUUCCAGUGAUGAGUUCGCCAGAGCGGGACGCGACGUAUCAUUGAGCCUUUAGAGCCGUGCAGUCGUAAUGAUAUAAAGAUGAUUCAUUGCGAUAUGAAAUAGGAGAUGACCUAAUAAGAUCUUACAUGUAAACGUUAGGACUGAUAGACGUCAACUUUCUGGCGAGCCUCAGGACCUCACUUCACGGGCUUCCUGUCACGCCACUCAGAAUAGCCGUGGAAUAUGACAACAUUGCUGUCGUAAAAUGGCUUUGCUGUCACGGGGCAAACGUCAACAACAGAGAAGCCGUAUGGAGUACGAAAUCAGAUGAAAUCACUUCCGGUUCGUUUAUUUCUAGCACGUGCUCAGUCCCCUGUAUGACGCCUCUGCAUUUUGCCCAAUCUGCCGCGUGUGUUAAGAUUCUUUUGGAGAAUGGGGCCGACAUGUCUGCGCAAGACUGCAUGGGAAAGACACCUGUGGCAAUGGCAACACUAUACGGCCGUUUUGACGUGUUGGAAGCACUCUGUUGUCACGGAGCGCCUUUAAAUCUGGCGAGCUGUUGGGGAGCGACUCCGCUGAUGUAUGCUCAAUACGGGCGCAGUAAGUCUGAACGAGUGUCAGCUACGGAGAUUUUAUGUCGGUUUGGCGCUGAUGUUGAUUUGCAAGACAGAAAUGGACGAACCGCCUUGCAUCUGGCCAAAGAUGUGGAGUGCGUUUGUCUGAUUCUUGCUUAUCAUGGAGACCCUAGUAUUGAGACGAUCUUUGGAAAAACAGCCCUUGUCACAGCCGCUGAGAAUCAACGCUUGGACAUUUGCCGCAUGUUAUGUGACGCACAAGCUGUGGUUAGCCUUGGAGCCUUGGGUCGGGGGUCAACUCUCUUUUGUGCCAUAUCACGUGAUACUCAGGCCUGGCUCAUGGAAUGUUCUCGAAAUGUCAGACAGCUAAGCCAUCUUUGUCGCUGUGUGAUACGUAACCAACUCAAAUUGAAUUAUAAAAAUAUUUUUGAGGGAGUUAGACGGCUUCCCUUGCCUACGCCCCUUGAAACUUACGUUUCUUUUAAUAUGAAAGACCAAAUUUUGAAAUGA
Messenger RNA from Pocillopora meandrina, 1516 nucleotides. NCBI's taxonomy places the organism in Eukaryota, Metazoa, Cnidaria, Anthozoa, Scleractinia, Pocilloporidae. The record is from the annotation of a GenBank genome assembly.